UUUUGUUGAUGGGAUAAAUAUAAUUUACGCCUAUUUAAAAGUAGUUACAGUACAUCUGGAGAUAAAUAAACAAAAUAAAAGGCACAGGAAGGUCAGGUAUAAACUUUAGCAAUAGGAAAACUUUGCAAGAUGCUUUUGUUUUAUGCUCACAUUUCCUCUCUGAUGCAAAUGUUCAAACAGCACUGAAUUUUCUUUCAUGGUGAAGAGACAUAUGUUGCGUUACAUCAUGGGGUCCUCUCUGUGUUGGGGGCUUCAAAACGAGACACUAGAUGGCAACCAAGUUAAGAGGGAGAAUCGGUGAGUGUGUAUGUGAGAGGAGUGUGUGUGUGUGUGUGUGUUUCUGUGUGUGUGUGAGAGAGAGCGAGCACUGGGGAGAGGUAGUAGCGAGGGGGGUGAAUUGCAUCGGUGUGGGACAGUGGAGGGACGGUCUGCUCAUGGCACACAGCUUGCAGCUGGAGCAGAGCUGCAGAGAGGGGAGACAGCUGACGACGACGGACUCUUAUGCACAGGUAAAAACCUGGUCCACCACAUUUGGACGCACAAGGUCAAUACUGAACAGAGUGAACCUGUAGAUUAGAUCACUGUCACCAGGUGAGAACAGGUCUGCAGUGGAGGGAAAGCGAGAAAAGAUGUGGUGCGUCCGUGGCGCCACUGGCGCGCCGUGCGGGAACAGAGUGAUCCACGGCCACGCGCUGACACCCAGCAUUUAGAUGGCUCCAACAUUUGGGGUGCAAAACAGGUGCCAGGGAAGUGUCGUCACGAACCCCGGAAGCCGGAGGAGGUGGGAACAUCAGAGGGAAAGAUGGCAGCGAAAUCCGAUGGUCGCGGGGUCGUCACCGGUUUCGCCCAGCUGCACAACCUGGACGAGGUGGUGGGGACCGGGGAGGACGAUGAUCGGAACGGUAGCUCAUUCCACAUCUGCCACUGCUGCAACACCUCGUCGUGCUACUGGGGUUGCCGGAGCGCCUGCCUGCAUUACCUCCGGGGGAAGGGGAAGGGGAGAGAUGCGGCGCGGCCACCGCAGGAGGAGCGCCUCUGGCUGGACUGUCUCUGGAUCAUCUUGGCACUGCUGGUCUUCUUCUGGGACGUGGGGACCGAUUUGUGGCUGGCCAUCGACUAUUACCACAAGCAGGACUUCCUGUGGUCAGGCCUGACCCUGUUCUUCGUGCUGGUGCCCUCGGUCCUGGUCCAGAUCCUGAGCUUCAGGUGGUUUGUGCAGGAUUACACUGGGGGCGGGCUGGGCUCCGUGGAGGGGCUGAGCAGUCGCAGAGCUACAGCCUGUCUCCAGAGAGACAGGUGCUGUCGCCUCUCUGUCUGGGUCUGGCAGACCGUCAUACACAUCUUUCAGAUGGGACAAGUGUGGAGGUACAUACGCACCAUGUACCUCGGCAUACAAAGUCACCGGCAGAAGGAGAAUCAGCGGCGUUUUUACUGGGCUAUGAUGUAUGAGUAUGCUGAUGUCAACAUGCUGCGACUGCUAGAGACCUUCUUAGAAAGUGCCCCUCAGCUGGUGCUGCAGCUCUGCAUCAUGAUCCAGAGCAACAAUGCUGAGUGGCUUCAGUGUGUUUCUGCCAUGUCCUCCCUCCUGUCCCUGGCCUGGGUGCUAGCCUCUUACCACAAACUCCUGCGUGAUUCGCGUGAUGACAAGAAGAGCAUGAGUUAUCGAGGUGCCCUUGUGCAUCUUUUGUGGCGUCUUUUUACCAUCUCCUCUCGGGUGCUCUCCUUUGCCCUGUUUGCCUCAGUUUUCCACAUCUACUUUGGCAUUUUUGUGGUGCUCCAUUGGUGUGCCAUGGCUUUCUGGGUCAUCCAUGGCGGCACCGACUUCUGUAUGUCCAAGUGGGAGGAGGUACUGUUCAACAUGGUGGUGGGUGUGGUCUAUGUAUUCUGCUGGUUUAAUGUACGUGAAGGCCGGACACGGUAUAGAAUGGUGGCCUAUUACAUAGUAGUAUUGUUGGAGAACGUCAUCCUCAGCUCCCUCUGGUAUGCGUACCGUGAUCCAGCCACCACUGACGCCUAUGCCUCUUUUGCCCUAUGUGGCGUCUUCCUGUGCUUUGCCUCAGGUGUGGCUUGUAUGGUUCUCUAUUAUGGGGUCCUACACCCAAUGGGCCCCCGGCUGAGGGUCCUGGCCAGUUCCUGUUGUGCUGAGCUGCUGUGGGGCCUUCCACUACCCCCUGAAGCUGAGCCCAUGGCUCCCACACCAGGCCCUCGUGGCUCUCAGGCCACUCCCACAAGGGGUCUGGCUGGGGAAUAUGUGGAGUCAGAUGAAACAGCCACGGACACCUGCCUUCCGGUUUUCCAGGUGAGGUCCACUGAACCUGUGGAUUCAGCCGGCAGACCCAUCCAGCCUGAGGGUCCUCUCAUCAAGAUAGACAUGCCCAGAAAGCGCUACCCAGCCUGGGAUGCGCACUUUGUGGAUCGGCGCCUGCGCAGGACCAUAAAUGUGCUGCAGUACAUUAGCCCCAACGCAGUGGGCAUCAGGUAUAGGGACGGUCCGCUUCUUUAUGAACUCCUGCAGUAUGAAUCUUCCCUCUGAAGGCAUCCUCUUCAGCUCGGUCACCUUCUCUUACACACAACGAUGCACAUGCAUUUCCUUUCUUUCAGCCUGCUCUUCCUCCUCCUCUUCACACAUGAUUUCUUUCCACGUGACUGUCCAAUCUCUCCCUCAUUCUACUGUGAUCAUUCAACUUUCCUGCAGGAGAUGUGUGUUUUGUCAAACCGAAAAUCUGUCAAAACACAGUCAUGAUUUAUUUUUCGGAGAAAAAAACAAAACAGCACAGAGCGCAAAUUAUGAACCCACAGUAUCUUAUGUGAUAUACAGUAUACAAAUGUCUCAUAUAAACCCCUCUGCAUACAGGAGGGUUCUGUAUGAGUGUGUAGAUAACAAAUGAAUGUUUCAUUAUGAAAUGUGUUUAAUGCAUUAUACUGUAUUGGUGAUUAACCUGUGAAUACUUGUGAAGGGCAUAUUGUAUGUCCCUGUGACAUGGGACCGACGCAAAGCCUGAUGGGAAUGAUGGAGGAGAAUCUCAGAGGGGGCAGGUCUUUGCACAUUCUAACAUUUACUGCCAUUCUUUAUGUAAAUCAUUGAAAUGUAUGAUAAUGUUUACCAAGUCCUUAGCCCAAGAAUUGAAAAGCACUGACAGUUUUAUCGCGAUACUGUAAAUUCUACAAAGAACACCAUCAAAAGUGUAUCUAAGAGAAGCUCCUCAAAAUGGUUUUACCAUCUGUGAGCUUCUGUGUAUCCUGACUGUACCAUUUUCUUUCAAAAUCCUAAAGGAUAAUCACAUCAUGUAUGGAAGAAAAAAGAAGCACACUGACCUUCAAUUUUUCUACAGUACAGACUGCCCUCCACUGGAGGCAAGCUGAAACAGCAUGCCUUACUUAAGUCAGUUUUGUCCAUAUUUACGAGAGCACAAAUUAUUACGAAAACCACAUUACGUGGGAAAAACACAAUGAAAAAUGAAUGUUAACUACAGAUGACAUGAGCACAAUUUUCCUAAAUUGGUGGGUAAGAAAUCAUAGAAAAAAACAUUCCAGACUUUUUCAAAGGUUGUAGGUUUCUAGUGAUGGAUAGAAGGGUACAGACGUACUGUAUGUUCACAUGUACAGAGCAAAGACAGCCUUCAAGGAAUCCUCCACCAUUCCCUUCUGAUUCCUAGAAAGUACAGACAUUUCCACCCACUGUUGUUUUGUUUUUUUUGUUUUCUUAUGAACAAAUGUUUUAGGUUGAUUAAUAUAUGCUUAUUUGGUGCAAAGAAAACAAGACAAAUGUGAAAAGAUAUUUCUAUGCUAUUAUACUUCAGUGCAUAUAUGUGUCCAUAUAUAUAGUUAUUAACAUAACAACUAUUUUUGUCAGAGCACACACUUUUUUACAUAACAAAACAUGUUGCAGUGUUAAAAGGUGUACUCCUUAACAUCAAUAUGCCCUUAAAGAAGUUAUACUCUUGUAUGGGUGUACAGGGCGACUAUUCUAGCACCUGCAGGUGUAUUUAAAGCAAAGCCAAAAUGCGUCUUAAAGUACUGUCUUGUCAAAAUGUAUCUGCCCCCUCCAACCACUAGAUGCAAUCCGUGCAACAAUGCAUGCCAUCUAUAGGCCUACUUUGCAGCAGUUAUACAUUGAUAUAGUAAUAUCUCCCAGCUGAACAUGCGGGAGCACACCACCUCAGACACUCACAGGAUGUCCACUGUAUUCAAUCAUGGUAAAAAUAUAUAUAAAAAAUCCCAAUAACAAUGCCUUCUGAGUCAAAGAAGCACAGGUUUCCAGAGAGGGCAAAUUAACAAUUCAUAAGAAAAAUUGUACGCAUUUCAUACACUAAUUUUACCUACUUACUUAAUUGUUCAUUUGAAUAUAUAAUAUGUGUUUUAUACAUUGUACUGUUUGGCAUGACUGUAGUAUGUGGCAUUAGUAAAAAUGCACCCAACAAGGGAGGCCCAACAGCCCUACACGAAAAAGAGAAUCCUUUUUCUGGCUGACUGGCGUUCUGCUUCGCUGUGGCCACAUGUGCCUGUUAACAUCGUACUGUAAAAAGCAGAAGCCAUGUAAGACCAGGCUAAAAGGUGAGAGGGGGGUUUUUUGCCAGGGUUGGAGGAGAACAUGAGGGCAGAUCAUGCUAAAGGGUCUGACUGGAGUUUGGGGUUCGAUUCCUCAUGUGGUUGCGUGAGAACGUGUUCCAGUAUUUAUGUACAACCUACACUCUGGUGUCAGAGGACGCUUGCAUGGUCGGUAGAGCAUGCACAUGCUUGUGUGUGUGUGUGUGUCUCCUCAGCCCUUUCCCACAGUUCUGUUCUCUCGCCGGUUGUUUGACUCCAUCCUUGGUUGCUGCUCUGCCCUCCUCCCAUCUCUAUGGUGCUGGGUGUUGGUAAGCUCCCGCAAAACACUCUCUCACACUCUCUGGUAACUGAACAACGGGGUUGAGGCUGAACAACUGGAGAUCCUGACAUGAGAACAUGCAAUGAGGUACACUGCCAUUACCAAGAGCUUCAACAUCCAGGGUCUGCCAGAUUCAGCUUAAAAGCGAUGUUCAGCCCUGAGUAAUUGAAAACUGUUGGGUCAGCUUAGGUGGUGCAAACAUUCAACACACCACGUGUAUGCAAACAACCAACUUGUUCACUGUUUACCAUAGUAGCCAGAGUAGUUCCCCUCUCUGUUGUAGUGAAUGAACAGCCAUGUUAAUAGUCGAUGAAUGAAUAAUAAGUAUAUCAGUAUUGUUAAACUAAAAAAACUAAGCAAAACAGCCAAUACAGGGGUUCCUCAGGACCAACAAACAAGACCACUGAACCAGCUGACUCAGGUGUGUCUCAAUGCAGUUCUCAUCCCCAGGCAUGUCCUCAAGGGUCUCCAUUUUUUUCCUUAACAUACUGCAUCCUGGACCACUCUUCGGCUGGGAUUUAAACUACUAAAUUAUAGUUUGCACUUUUUGGUUUUGGGAAUGAGUACUCAUUCUUAUUAUUGUGGUCGUUGGCUGCCUGGCAUCCUUUCAAGACACUGCUUUCCUUUUCCAGACAUGGACACAUGUCCAAAUCAGGUGCAAAUACACUGUGAUUCAUUGAUUUAUUUGUGUGUGUGCAACAACAGUAUUCCAUAGCAUCAUAAACAAGAUUAUAUACAGCUAGGCUGCAUUUCAUCCAGUGGUGCUUAAUGUCGUACAACACCGAAUAUUUAUGCUUGUGUAGUUGUGUCAUUUUAAUAUUAGCAAUGGCAGUUCAUUAAACUGUUUUUUAAUUAAGUCUACAAAGAGUCUACAUAUACAGGUCUGGAUUUUUAUGAUACAUGUGGUAUAUUUGACUUAUUUCUACAGAUCAAUCACCAGUUUCACUCUGUAUCCCUGAAAAUGAUUAGCUAGAAUGUUGUUAUUAAGUAGCUUUUGGUUUCUAAAUAUAUGUUUUCCUUUGUUUCUUUAAAUUACACACGGGUUUCUAGAGCUAAGCUACACAAGAGUGCAAGUAAAGCCAGCACUAUACUGUAAAGUGUAGUUUUCAGGCUAGCACGCUUUAUACCGUUAACAAUAUCACAGAGAAAUCACCUGCAGAGAGUUGUUCCUGUCAGGUUAUCAGGCCACCUCGACAUCCCUCAACAGCCACAACUCACAGCAAGAGCAUUUGAACAGCCAGAUUGUUCUUCUCAGUCCUUGUUGUGCCUUGUUACUUUGGGUGCUUCAAUCCAGCCAUGGCAGCCAGGUCCGCAAACAACAUAUGCCAAUGUCUUUCUUUACUCAUUUCAUGUGCCAGCACACUCACCAAGGUGACAACACCAAACAAUAUCCGCACCUCUUGCUCCACCAAACCUGAUCAAGCCAAGUCAGCAACUCAGCUUACACCUCAUUCCACUAAUUUAAAUGAGUCUGCAGGACUGCACUAUUACCUAAUUACAGUGUUCCAGUUAAACUUCACAAUGUGACAGAACUAAGUAAUCUGGGUACUUAUAUGAAACCCAAUGACUAGUUCUUUCAAAAACAUAGGAGAAAUAGUAAGGCAAUACUGAACAUCUUCUUUACAUGAACAUAGGGUUCCUCAUCUGUAUUACGUUUGAGAAAGAUGAAUCACGUCAGCUCAAGCUGAUUAAGUAAGUUAUAACUAGCAAUUAAAGCUUAAACGCAUUCGUUUUGGACUGUUUGGAUAGAUAGUCAGGUGCCAGCCAUGAGACUGGAUGAUUUGGUCGAUGAUUGUUCUGUACGUUUGUCUCUGCCUUCGCAUAUUUUCCUGUCUUGCAAAGCUGAAUGAUUUGUCGUGGAAAGAUGUGAAAUUUCUGUGUCGUUUGUCUCGUGUGAACAAUACAUUCUCUAGCCAAAACAAUAAUGCCUGCAGUUGGAAUAAAUGGUGGAAGAAGUCAGUGAUAACAAAAACAGGGAAAAAUCAAUUAUGUUACAUUUUUCUUAUGAUGGAAUAGUGAAACAAGGCCAAUCACUGAUUCACUUUGGAAUAACUUCAUCACCUGGUUUUCCAUCACCUCCCAGCAUGCCUUCAGAACUCAUUGUGAGGUGACCCUCAACAUUUAGCAUGUAAGUGCUCUUGACUGCACAACAAACACAGUGAUUUCUGCAUUUAUGUGUCGCAGCAGGCCAUUGUAAUAUAUGACUUGGUUUAAGUCUGUAUCCUUGUGUCAUGACCAUCUGUUUUGCAGAUGUGGUGUUAUGUUCAGAUGAUAAAGUGGUGCAUUCUCUUAUUUACUUUUGAUUGAUUUCUGUUAAUAACCUGGUGCUGAAGUAAUACAUUUUAACGGUGCUACCACUGUGGACGGCAGAGUCCGCUUUUUGGCUUUCUGAGAGCAUAACCUUCCAGCUGAGUGAGGGAACAUGCGCCUCACAGACCUGCAGACACAUGCUGAAGAGCUAGCACCUCAAACCCACACAGUUUACAGCAGAAUUCAACUCUCAAUGGUGCCAUUUUGAUUUUCCAAUCUGCACAAAAACCAAUAGUUACAAUACUGGUCAUGUUUAUUACAACUGUUUAAACAUACAGUAUGUUUUUUUUGUUUGUUUUACUAUGAUUCAGUCUACUCAAUGAUUUUAUUAUUAUUUUUAUUUCUCUGAGAGAAUGAAACUGGCAGAUGAUGAAAAUCAUCUUUUGGCAAAGGCACAGGAGCACAAAUGUACUUCUGCGA
Molecule: messenger RNA, 7597 nt
Organism: Solea senegalensis (Senegalese sole)
Lineage: Eukaryota; Metazoa; Chordata; Actinopteri; Pleuronectiformes; Soleidae
Gene: xkr6b
Product: XK, Kell blood group complex subunit-related family, member 6b
Exons: 3
Coding region: 803-2533 (576 amino acids)
Biological process (GO): engulfment of apoptotic cell; apoptotic process involved in development; phosphatidylserine exposure on apoptotic cell surface
Cellular component (GO): plasma membrane
Source: RefSeq, a predicted model, not a curated record